This is a messenger RNA of Peronospora matthiolae, 729 nucleotides long. NCBI's taxonomy places the organism in Eukaryota, Oomycota, Peronosporomycetes, Peronosporales, Peronosporaceae. The record is from the annotation of a GenBank genome assembly.
AUGACGACGGCCGAGGCAACGGACAAGGGCGAUACGGGAACGGCUGCUGAAGCCGCCGCCUCUUCUGCCGGUAAGACCGAGUCGGACGAGGUAGAAGACGUGAACGUUAACGUGCCUCAGAUUGCACCGCUGGCCAAGUACAAGCUCGUGUUCCUAGGGGAUCAGGGCGUCGGCAAGACGUCCAUGAUCACGCGCUUCAUGUACGACACGUUCGACAACGCGUACCAGGCGACGAUCGGGAUCGACUUUCUGUCGAAGACCAUGUACAUGGAGGAUCGCACGGUUCGGCUGCAGCUCUGGGACACGGCGGGGCAGGAACGAUUUCGGAGUCUCAUUCCGAGCUACAUCCGGGACUCGUCAGUGGCGGUUGUGGUCUAUGACAUUACAAACCGCGCGUCGUUUCUAAAUACAGGCAAGUGGGUCGAAGACGUGCGCACCGAGCGUGGACAGGACGUGGUCAUUAUGCUCGUUGGCAACAAGACGGAUAUCUCGGACCGGCGUCAGGUGUCUGUCGAGGAUGGCUCAGAUAUGGCCAAGGAGCAGAACGUCAUGUUCAUCGAAACAAGUGCCAAGGCUGGCUACAAUAUCAAGGCGCUUUUUCGUAAGCUGGCGACGGUGUUGCCUGGCAUGGAAAACACCAUGAUUAGUGGAGACUCUAAUCUGAUUGAUAUUAAGCUGACGGCUGCACCACCUCCAAAGGAUAAAGCUGCAGAGCAAUGCAAUUGCUAA